AUGGGCCUUUUGACACUGCUGCAACGUGCCAGCUUGUCACACCUACUGGCAUUCGGAACGACAGCUUUUAUCGCGUAUUGGAUUUCGGUCUACAUAUACCGCGUCACUCUACAUCCGCUCGCGAAAUUUCCUGGCCCGAAACUUGCAGGCGCGACCUUCUGGUACGAGUCCUACUACGAUCUAUUUCCUCACAAGCUGCGUUUCCUCUGGAAAAUCGAGGACCUGCACAAUCAGUACGGACCAAUCGUACGAAUCAAUCCACUCCACAUCCACAUCCGAGACCCGGAGUAUCUUGACGACAUCUACGCCAGCGGACGCCGCAAGCGCAAUCGUGAUGAGUGGUUUUUCGUUCCUCCAAGACUAGUCCGAUGGGAUGAUCGAAUUGCGGAAGCCCGCAAGACCGGAGAAAACGUGAACUUGCUCUUUGCCGCAGGUGCUCUGACUAUGGAUGUCAUCUCUGCUUAUGCAUUUGGAAAAGAUUGGAACAAGUUGGGUGAGCCCGACUGGGCCGAGGAGGAGCUUGAGGGCUAUGCCAAGAUGGCGCAGAUGGGACCUUUUGCUCGUCAAUUCCCAUGGGUAGCGAAAGCGGUCAUUAUGUUGCUUCCACCUAAGUUGGUGACGAAGCUCAGUCCAGCUGCUGCCCUUGUACCACGGAACAGAGCCCUGUUCAAGGACAUGAUACAGACUGCAGUCGAAGAGGAACAGAACGGUCAGCUUGACAAAUCUGCAUCCCGGUCUAUAUUCCAGGAUAUUCUUCAGAGCAACCUACCGCCCAGUGACAAAACCCCUGCUCGCCUUUCGGCGGAGGCGGGCUUGCUUGUCAUGGCGGGAACUGAAACGACGGCGAGAUCAUUAGCCGUGAUUCUGUUCCUGCUUCUUGACACCCCACAUGUCUUGGAUCGAGUGAGGAAGGAGCUGGCGCAGCAUAUGCCUCGGCCUGAUUCGCGCAUUUCACUUGCUGAGCUAGAAGCCAUUCCGUAUUUCUCUGCUAUGAUAACCGAAGGCGUGAGGCUGUCUCACGUUGUUUCGAGUCGUAUGCCGCGAUACGCCCCCGAGGAAGAGCUCAAAUACAAGGAUUGGACGAUUCCAGCUGGCACAAGUGUCAUGCAAUCACACUACCUCCUUCAUACUGAUCCCACAAUCUUCCCAGAACCAUAUACAUUCGAACCACAACGGUGGAUUGACAACCCUUCGUUAAGGGCAAACUACUUCUUGGGUUUCGGCCGGGGUACCAGAGUGUGUCUCGGUAUCAAUCUUGCUAACGCAGAGUUGUAUCUCACAGUCGCCUAUAUCUGUGCCCGCUUCGACAUGGAGCUAUUUGAGACUGAAAGGGGGCGUGAUGUAGAUGUGGUCAUGGAUUCUGUUAUUGGACAACCUAGUCUGGAGAGCAAGGGGAUAGGGUCAAGAUCACAAGAGACAGACUCAAGGACGAGCAAGCUUAGAGGGUGUUGGAUCGUCCAAGGCUUUGACGAUCGAUAUCAUUGA
Penicillium antarcticum is the source of this 1485-nucleotide messenger RNA. RefSeq names its product cytochrome P450. The record is from RefSeq and is a predicted model, not a curated record. Bases 1 to 1485 code for a protein of 494 amino acids. The transcript is spliced from 4 exons. NCBI's taxonomy places the organism in Eukaryota, Fungi, Ascomycota, Eurotiomycetes, Eurotiales, Aspergillaceae. Gene Ontology annotation, molecular function: monooxygenase activity; iron ion binding; heme binding.